This is a messenger RNA of Cladocopium goreaui, 1588 nucleotides long. The record is from the annotation of a GenBank genome assembly. NCBI's taxonomy places the organism in Eukaryota, Dinophyceae, Suessiales, Symbiodiniaceae.
AUGCAGUGGUGGUGGCUCCUGAUCUUGACGGCUACGGUCAAGGGAGCCGAUAGCAACGAUACGUGCUUGUCUAGCAUCAAGGUCGUCGACAAUUUCCUGACAGAUGAGGAGUCGCGGAUCUUGCUGGCGGGUGAGAAGGAGAAGGUCCUGUCUUCCGGGUUGCUCAGAGGGCAUGCAGUCCAGAAGUCCGUGCAACGCCGUUUGCAGAGCGCUAUCCAUGGAGACUGGGACGAGCUGAAAGAGACCAUGAUUCCGGUGUCUCACAAGGAGGGCCAUGUGCCGGAUCACCAGGACUACGUCAAUGGAAAAAAGGAAGAUGGCCUCGUUCAAGGCACUGCCGCAGUAGUCUAUCUCCACUCCGCACCAGAUGGUCAAAGCGUGGGCAGCCUGUUGUUCAAGAAUCAGGACGGUAAACAGGUGAAAGUGGUGGAGGCCAUGGGUAAACGCUUUGUCUCUUGGGACAAUCAGCUUUGUUCCCACGGAUUCCUGGCGCGUGACUUUCCUCGCAGUUUGAUUGGCCCAUUCCAGAUGGCCCGCGAUGGCCUUAUGGACAAGGUGCUCAUUGCGAAGACCACUACUGACGAACCUGAUACCACAGAUGAGCCUGAUACCACAGAUGAACCUGAUACCACAACCAAGUGCAAGGUCUACAGGCGCCAGCGUCGCCGCCCAUUCCGCCGCCAUCGACGUUGGCUUCCCUUCUGGCACAAGAAUGCCGAUAGUUCCGAUAGUUCCCUCCUCGAGACGGAUGACGGUGUCCACCAGGCUCCUCCGACCACUACUGACGAACCUGAUACCACAGAUGAGCCUGAUACCACAGAUGAACCUGAUACCACAACCAAGUACAAGGUCUACAGGCGCCAGCGUCGCCGCCCAUUCCGCCGCCAUCGACGUUGGCUUCCCUUCUGGCACAAGAAUGCCGAUAGUUCCGAUAGUUCCCUCCUCGAGACGGAUGACGGUGUCCACCAGGCUCCUCCGACCACUACUGACGAACCUGAUACCACAGAUGAGCCUGAUACCACAGAUGAACCUGAUACCACAACCAAGUACAAGGUCUACAGGCGCCAGCGUCGCCGCCCAUUCCGCCGCCAUCGACGUUGGCUUCCCUUCUGGCACAAGAAUGCUGAUAGUUCCGAUAGUUCCCUCCUCGAGACGGAUGACGGUUUCACUCCUGCGACCACUACUGACGAACCUGAUACCACAGAUGAGCCUGAUACCACAGAUGAACCUGAUACCACAACCAAGUACAAGGUCUACAGGCGCCAGCGUCGCCGCCCAGGCCGCCGCCAUCGACGUUGGCUUCCCUUCUGGCACAAGAAUGCCGAUAGUUCCCUCGUCGAGAUGGAUGACAGCGUCCAUUUCAUGCAGCUUCCAACAGACCUUUGACGACCUGGGUGACUUAUUUUCCGUCCAACGAAGAUUGGAUAAUUGCUCGGGAUAUUUUGACAUGCUAUGGUGCCUUCGUGCUGUGAAUUGUGAAAAGGGCCCAGGCACCACAGUCUGGGAUUGUAAUCACCAAAGAUUCACAGCACUUUGGCUGGCAUGGGCCUAGUCGCGUGACGUGACGACAGAGGACCCAACAGGAGUC